Molecule: messenger RNA, 645 nt
Organism: Neurospora crassa OR74A
Lineage: Eukaryota; Fungi; Ascomycota; Sordariomycetes; Sordariales; Sordariaceae
Exons: 3
Coding region: 1-645 (214 amino acids)
Source: RefSeq, a predicted model, not a curated record
AUGUUAUCAAACGACGUACUCAUUCUCCGUGAAGCCAUCGGCAAGCUAACCAAAAAGCUGGAGGAAAACGAAGAGAUUACGGCGGAUGAAACCAACGCGCUCGUCGAAGCAUCUAACAAGUGCGUUGGAACUAUCCACAAAAUCAAUGCGAUGAAGCCAGAAGGACCUACCGAAGAAAGCCAAUUUGCUCAAGCUGAGUAUGAAUGCUUCCGGAACGUCCACAAGCUACUCAAGGAAACAAUGGCAAAACCUGGUAGAUACCCAGACGGUAAAGAAGUUGUCAGAAAAUUGCGACUCGCUCAUCCAGAUCUUUUCUGUCCCCCUACAACAGUCGAGCCCCGACGCAGUACCAUCCUGGCAGCGGCAGAGGCCAGAGUUGCCGCACUAGCCCAUGCCUACCGCGAACAAGGCGAGGAACGCGAGCCUACAACCCUGUCAGUCACACUGAGGACCAGAACUGAUUUGGUACCGAUGUGGAUGAUGCGGAUGCGAGGUCUUACCGAGGAAGCUUCAACACCCAUGCCGAGAUCAGAGGAUGUGGAUGAUUCAGGAUCAGAGGAUGUGGAUGAUUCAGGAUCAGAGGGUGUGGAUGGAUCGGGAUCAGAGGUCGGCUCCGUUGUGUCUGAUGAGAUGGAUUCAGAUUGA